UCUUGUAUUAUGAUGCACUUUGAGCUUGUAUUGAGGCUGCUAUACAAAUUAAGAUUACUGUUAUUAUAAUUAUUUUUUUCAUUUAUUUAUUUAUUUUUUUUACCACUAGCCCCCACCCCCUCCUGCAUAGAGCAUUGUUAGCAGGAGAAGGAAGGGAAGCAUCAGGCCAGUUUUAAUGAGACAUAACAUGCUUUAAAACUGAUGUCACAUAAGCUGUGAUGUCAUCAGUGAUAUGGAAUGUAGCUCUCAACAGGUGAUGUCAGCAGUGAUGUCAGCAGCUGCCUUUGAUGUUGGAUUCUAGGUAAGUAGCUUUAUAACAAAGCAUUUACCUUGUAUUAUCAAGUCUGUGAAGACAAGUACUACAAAAGUUCCCUUUUCACAAACUUUUUUUUUUUUCCAAACUGUUUUCUGUUGCCCUGUACUCCAAUAACCGAGGACCAUGAAAAAGGCAUCCGGCAAAACGACCUCAAAGACCAGACAGUACCGGUACCGCACAGUGGCCCCUACCUCUCAGGUGGACGAAACCCUGUUUGGGAACCAAAAAGCGAGACCACCAGACAAGUCCAAGAAAUACCAAAAAGGUGAGACUAUUCAAAUCAUCACCAGGGACCAAAUUCGCAGUAUCAAGAUCCCGAGGGAUCCUUCAGACUCCAUCAAUCUUCCAUCAGCUGAGUUUAAGAGAAUCAUCUCAGCAUCCCAAGUUACGACAAAGGAGGAGACUGAGGCCUUGAAGGAAGCUUAUCGGAGGAAGAAAGAGGCAGAAUUCAAAGCUGCAGAGGAAAGGAAGCGCCAACUCUAUGAGAUAGACCUGUCCCGUACAGAGAACCCCGCCCUGGCUGACCUGGAACGAGAUGCCCAGAAAUGGUCGGAAUACUUGAUGAAGCGGGUCAACGCUGAGAUGGAACAAGAAGAAGAGAUCAAGAAUCUCAACAAGCUGAUCCUGAAUGCUCAGUGCCAAUCAAUCCGCGAUCAACAGAUCCAGGAGAAGAAAAAGAUCCAGGCAAAGUUGUCAAAGGAGGAGAGGCGUCUUGAUGCCAUGAUGGAGGUGGACCGCCUCAAGGCCUUGGAGACCGAGGGUCAGAUUGAGGAGCUGCAGAAAAAGCAGAGGGUCAAAGGAAUGCAGCAACUUCACCAUCAGAUCCAAGUACGUCUGGAGGAGAAGCAACUGCAAGACGUGACAAAAGAGUUAGAGAGACAGCACAUGCAAGAGACCCAGGAGAAAAUGAACCUGGAAGACCUCGAGGCCUUGGAGAAGAGGAAGCUGCAGCAGCAGCGUUUGCACAUGGAGGUCAUGCGAAUCAAUGCUGAGAAUAUUCAGGCCAAGGAGCAGAGGAGAGAGGAGGAGAGGCUGGCUGACUUGAGAAUUAUGGAAUACAACCAAAGGAAACUGGAGCAGGAGGCUGAAUAUGAGGCGGAGCAGAAACGUGUCAAGAGGGAGAAAGAGUCGGUGAUAUCCAGGCUGAGGACCCGGCAGGAGAAAGUCAAAGAUUACAUGGCAGAGCAGAAUGAACGCCACGCUCGCAGGAUCCAAGAAAUCAGCGACAGACAAUGGAGGAGAGAACAGAAAGAGCUGGCUCUAAAGAAAGCACAAGAAGAAGCCAUGCUGAGGGCAGCUCGCAUGGAGCAGGUUCACUGCAAAGAGCGCUUCCUGUCCAUGGAGGCUGGCCGGGAGAGGGCCGACUUUAACAGGGUGCUGAAAGUGCAAGAGCAGGCACUAGUCAGACAGAAGGAGAUGGAGGAGAAGCAACGUGAGAAAGCGCUGCGUCAUGCAGACACGAUCCGACAACAGAUAAGGGAACAUGAGCUCUCAGCCAUCGCCAAGCGCAGAGAGAUCUUCCAGCAGGCGCAUGAGCUGACCAAUGAAGACCAUGAAAGACUUGUGCGCCUCAAUGAGGUCAAAGAGACGAAGCUGAAGAAGCUCAGGACCAUGGGACUCUCUGAAAAAUGCUGCAAGGAAGUGGAGAGGAAGGCAAGGGACUGCACACAGAAACCCCAGUGUGAGGAACAGCAGAAUCUGCCAAUGAUGCAUAAGAAAAGCAGUGAGGCUGACCUGAGUACAACCUUCCUCCCACCCAUUUCCAAUCCAGCUAAAGACACCGUCCGUAACCUCCAGUACUCUGACUCAAACACCUGCCUCCCGCCCAUCCGAAAUGCUUUACCACAGAGGUCCAGAAACCAAUGAUCUGGACCAGCCUAAUAUCCCACACCCUUUCCCUUCCUUACCCUCCAACAUUUCCCUUCUCUUUCUCUUUCAUUCCUUUUAAACUUUCCUAAGUGGGUUUUCUCCAGAAAGUUGACUCUUUUUUUUAAGUUUACUAACAUGAAUGAAACUUUAAAUUUGCAAAAACAAAAUCAGCUUUCACUAACAACAGUAUGCAUGCAUAAAUAAAAAAUAA
Seriola aureovittata is the source of this 2396-nucleotide messenger RNA. Its product is annotated as cilia- and flagella-associated protein 45-like. The record is from RefSeq and is a predicted model, not a curated record. Lineage: Eukaryota; Metazoa; Chordata; Actinopteri; Carangiformes; Carangidae. The coding region runs from base 440 to 2182 and encodes 580 amino acids. The transcript has a single exon.